GUCUGUGCUGUGGAGUCCCGGCAGGCUCUGACCUGCAUGCUAGCGCUCUCUCUCUCUCUCUCUCUCUCUCUCUCUCUCUGCGGUAUAAACGUCUCUUUUAAACCUGAACAGGUAGCAGUGCUAACAGAUCUUUACUUUCUCUGUGAGCCUGGCCUGUCUACAAAGUCUUAUCAAAUGGAUAAUGGAGACUGGGGGCAUAGGAUGACUCACCCAGUCACCUUAAAUGUUGGAGGUCACCUCUACACCACCUCGAUUUCCACGCUGCAGCGGUACCCCGACUCUAUGCUGGGCGCGAUGUUCCGCGGGGACUUACCCACCGCGCGAGACGCUCAAGGAAACUACUUCAUUGACAGGGACGGCACUCUGUUCCGCUACAUACUGAACUUUCUGCGCACAUCAGAACUGACUCUGCCAGGCGACUUCACAGAGAUGGAUCUCCUGCGUAAAGAAGCCGAUUUUUAUCAGAUCGAGCCCUUAAUCCAAUGCCUCAAUGACCCGAAGCCACUCUACCCUCUAGACACCUUCGAACAGGUGGUAGAGCUGUCCAGUACCCGCAAACUCUCCAAGUACUCCAACCCAGUAGCUGUCAUUAUUACUCAGCUGACCAUAACCACUAAAGUGCACUCGCUGCUGGAGGGAAUCUCCAAUAACUUCACGAAGUGGAAUAAACACAUGAUGGACACGAGAGACUGUCAAGUGUCCUUCACCUUCGGACCCUGCGACUACCAUCAGGAGGUAUCUCUCAGGGUUCACCUCAUGGACUACAUCACCAAACAGGGCUUCACGAUCCGAAACACUCGGGUCCACCACAUGAGCGAGCGUGCCAACGAGAACACGGUGGAACACCACUGGACAUUCUGCAGGCUCGCGUACAAAGUAGAAGACUGACCACAGUCCAAACUGUGCGAACCCGCUGAUGCCAAUGCUAUAAGUUUCAUGAAGAUGCAUAUAUUUCAUUGUUUGUUGCGUGACCAAACUCAGUGAUGAGAGGAAAAGGGAAAAUAGUAAUUUUUUUCAUCCUUAAAUAAGAUCACGGUGUUGAUGAGAAGGUUAGGAUGAGUUUUAAUCCACAUGCUGUAGCCCACUGUAGGACCCACAGAUAUGCAGACCACUUUUAAUCAAUCGUGUAGCAAAAUAAUUAUUCAUAUAUUCAGUCUAGAUAAAAAUUCUACAGAGAAUUUGCACUGUGUGCAACCUCACAAUGCUGAAUGCAUGCAUGUUAUAACAUGUUACGUAAUGUAUAUUAAAUUCGUCAAAAUAGA
Molecule: messenger RNA, 1262 nt
Organism: Hemibagrus wyckioides
Lineage: Eukaryota; Metazoa; Chordata; Actinopteri; Siluriformes; Bagridae
Gene: kctd6b
Product: potassium channel tetramerization domain containing 6b
Exons: 3
Coding region: 37-888 (283 amino acids)
Biological process (GO): protein homooligomerization
Molecular function (GO): protein binding
Source: RefSeq, a predicted model, not a curated record